GACCAACCGUAGCAUCCAAAACCCGGAAGUGACACGUGGCAGUUGUCUUGCGCAACUUCCGGCGGGGCUUCCUUCGGAAACUGACGCGGAAGUGCUGGGGAGCGCCAGCUGGUUGUAGGUCCCUUCCAUGCCCUCCGCGGGCCGAAGCCCCCGAGCUGGGGCCGGAUCAUGAGCCUGCUGGGCGGCCUGGCUUCCGAGCCGCGCACCCCGCUGUCCAAGGCCAGGAUGAAAAGGCUCCCGAAGAAGAGCCAGAACGAGAAGUACCGGUUGAAGUACCUGCGGCUGCGCAAAGCGGCCAAGGCCACCGUGUUUGAAAAUGCUGCUAUUUGUGAUGAAAUUGCUCGUCUUGAGGAAAAAUUCCUUAAAGCAAAAGAAGAAAGAAGAUACUUGCUGAAGAAGCUCCUCCAGCUUCAGGCUCUAACUGAAGGGGAACCACAGGUGCCAGCUCCUUCCCACAGCUCCAGCUUGCCCCUGGCUUAUGGUGUGGCCAGCUCGGUGGGAACUCUCCAGGGAGCUGGGCCCAGCACUGGGGCUGAGGAACCAUUUGGGAAGAAAUCCAAGAAGGAGAAAAAGGAAAGGGGCAAAGAGAACAGCAGACUGGAAGUUCUGAAGAAAACAUCCAAGAAAAAGAAAAUGGAGGGAGGUGCUCGCCAGCUGGUUCGGCCCAUUGCCCUGGAUCCCUCAGGACGGCCUGUGUUCCCCAUCGGACUAGGGGGUCUAACAGUAUAUAGCCUGGGGGAGAUCAUCACCAACCGACCUGGCUUCCAUGAUGAGAGUGCCAUCUACCCUGUGGGCUACUGCAGUACUCGAGUGUUCGCCAGCAUGAAGUGUCCAGAGCAGAAGUGUCUGUAUACCUGUCAAGUCAAGGACGGGGGUGUGCAGCCGCAGUUUGAAAUUGUUCCUGAAGAUGACCCCCAGAAUACCAUCGUCGGCUCUUCUGCAGAUGCCUGUUAUGAAGAACUGGUCAGGACCAUCAGUUCUGCAACGGGGAAACUGAUGCCUAACCUGCUUUCAUGUGGUGCUGAGUUCUUUGGGUUUUCUCAUCCAAUCGUCCACAACCUGAUUCAGAGUUGUCCAGAAGCUCAAAACUGUGUCAAUUAUCAGUGGGUGAAGUUUGAUGCCUGCAAACCCAGGAAGGGGCAACUGUCCCAGGAGCUUCCAGAGAACAAUGCAGCUAUGAGCCUUGAAGCCUUUGAGACACAGACUUUUGAUGAUGACCAUGAGGAUUCUAUUCUACCAGGAUCGCUGGACCUCCCUGAGCUUCAGCAUGAAGCCUUUGUGUCAUCUUACCAGCCAGAGUUCCUGACACAUGAGCCCUUGGGAGACACUGACCUGCAGCCCCUGAAGUCCCCAUCACAGUGCAGCCCAAUGCAGCCUUCAGACUGAAGAGGGUAGAGCCUGCGUCCUUCUCUCAUCACGAGAUUUUAACUUCAACUAAAACUUACUCAUGUAGAAGAAGGCAGCAGUCGAGAAGCAGAGACGAUAUUAACACAUUUCAUCGUGGAUGCUCCCAUGCUGACAGUGUACACCAGAAUACACUUCAGCUGCUUUUAUUUUUAGUAAUAAAUAUCUCUUGACAGUUCUGCUUAUUUUUAUCUUUUUGUAGUCAGGAUAGGAUCAUUUUUGCUUAGCUCUCUCCCUGAAGUGAACUUAAUCUUUAGAAACACGCUUAGUCUCUUUGGGCUGCUGUAACAAAAUACCAUAAACUAGGUAGCUUAUAAACAACAAAUUUAUUUCUCACAGUUUGGGAACCUGGGAAGUCAAAGCUCAAGAUGCCUGGUGAUGGCUUGCCCCUGGUGAUAGCUUGCCCCCUGGUUCUUAGCUAGCUGCCUUGCUAUCACUGCAUGUGGAAGGGGAGUUACCAGGUCCCUUUUUUAGGGCAUUAGUUCUAUGCAGAGCCAUUUUAACCUAAUCUCCUCCCUAAGCCUGUAACUAUAACAUCAGGGAGGGAUUCGGAUUAACAAUGUGAGUUCAUGGCACCUACUGAUUCAUGAGGUAAACAGAGAUUCUAACAGCUUGAUAACACUAAAUUCUAAUCUUGUUAGGAAUAUUGGGUCACCAGCCCCUAUAACCCAGGCCCCAGCUUUAUUUUCUCGUCAAUAUCAGUAGAACAAGUUCUCUGCUUAUCUCCAAACUGGGAACUCAUAUAUUUGUUCAUCUUCCUUGUCAAAUUUUGCACAUCUUUUGAGGGGAUAAAGUCCUCUCUCAGUUCCUUGCUAAAGAAUAUACUUGUACCCAAUAUGAACACAAGUUCAGCUAUGACAUAAGGAUUAGUUGCCGCCCUCCAUGGACUAACAACUGUCUUUUCAUUUUUACUGUAUUCUAUUGGACUUUUGGAACUCUACAUAUAGCAUUAAAGUCAGGAGAGGGGUGCCUUUCUGUGCCACCUACUUCUCAGUGCACCACAUUACUUGGGCCCAAGUUCAUAGCUUCCUGUCUACGAGACUGGAAGAGGAGAGAACAUGAGUAACACUGGUCUUGAUUUUGUCAUUACUGGAGCAUGCUCCUUUUACCAUAUAAAAAUAUCAGUUCAUUGGAUUACAACCUGAAUAAAGACAAAGUUUCAUUAA
This is a messenger RNA of Onychomys torridus (southern grasshopper mouse), 2570 nucleotides long. RefSeq names its product transforming growth factor beta regulator 1 (gene Fyrd1). The record is from RefSeq and is a predicted model, not a curated record. Gene Ontology annotation, biological process: regulation of cell cycle. The coding region runs from base 169 to 1386 and encodes 405 amino acids. The transcript has 9 exons. NCBI's taxonomy places the organism in Eukaryota, Metazoa, Chordata, Mammalia, Rodentia, Cricetidae. Gene Ontology annotation, cellular component: nucleus.